AUGCUGAGUACAUUUCAUUUAUGGUGGUCCAGUGUCAACGGCCCGACUAUUUAUCGUGUCCCUCCAAUGGACGAAUCUUCUGAUGGACAGUCAUUGGCAUACCAGUCGAAUACGCUGGAAGCUAUCUCUUCCAAUAUACUUCGUAUGACUUCUGUAUUCUAUGGCUUCCUCAAGUGGACCGUGCUAUUUUGGACCCCGUGGAUUUUGAAAAGUGCGCAUAAUCCACAUCAGCUUGUUUACUAUGCGAAAUGUGCCACGUACCUUGCCGCAUUCUACGCCACCACCGUAAUCAUUAGAGGCACUGGUCGAGUGUUUAAUCCAAGCUACAGGAAAUUUAUCGAAGUCUAUCAGCUUGCAGAAAAGUAUGGAAGUGAUGAUGCCUUAAACGAACUGCUGACCUACAGCUUCUCGUCCGUUUGGCCCGCUCAGUUUGAUAUUCGAUCGUUAUCUGCUUCUGAAAAGCGCUUAACCUCCCCUACUCCACCUCGAUCACCCGGUGUUUCACUCCUUCUGUGGCCGCUGACUUGGACGCUUGCUCAUACAGUUGGAAUUCGUUUGACUUACCCAGGAUGUACCGGCUUUCUAAAUUCCAUGACAUUACCUCAUCGUCUGCACGCACGUGAUGAACUCCAAAGACGAUACGCACUCCGUCGUGUGGGUCUUAUCACCGAAGAUGGAGAUUUCGUUGAAGCUAUGUACUCUGAUCGUCGGGGGUCAGACAUCCUGUCUAAUGGGACAAAAUCACCUGGAAAUAUCCUGAUCAUUUGCUGUGAAGGAAACGGUGGUUACCCAGAAAUAGGCACGCCAGUGGUACCACUCCGAUUAGGAUACUCUAUUCUUGCCUGGAACCACCCUGGAUUCGGGAGUAGCACAAGUCUCCCCUUUCCGAACAAAGAGCAAAACGCAGUUGAAACCGUCCUAAUGUUUGCCCUCCACCGACUGCGGUUCCCCUCGAAAGAUGUGUACCUCUUUGGCUGGUCCAUAGGUGGCUACACCGCGAGUUGGAUUGCGAUGAAUUAUCCGGAGAUUGGUGGUGUGAUUUUGGACGCAACCUUUGACGACGUGGAACUGUUGGCUAGAAGAUUGGUUCCGGAUAUCUUUUGUCCACUCGUUGUAGCGACUCUUCGCAGUCACCUGGACUUGAAUAACCUGGCACAUUUGAAAGCUUACGAUGGUCCAGUUCGCAUCAUACGCCGAAGCCAAGAUGAGAUUAUCAGCACUGACGAUCCACCGUCUCACGAAAGCAACCGGGGAACUCAUUUGCUGAUAGCACUUUUGAAGCACAGGUUUCCACACCUUUUCACGCCAAACACCGAAGGCUUACUGCGAGAAUAUCUUUCUCUGGAUAGCACCGCAUAUGAUGACUUUCUUCAUCGCAUACGCUGCAAUCCGGAUGAACACGGUCCGGCGGUAAUCGACUUUCUCUCCCAAGAGUUGGAAUUGAAGCGAAUGGCAUGCACUGGGUCUUCAACUCCAUUACGUACCGUUCGCCUGUUUCCAUCUAAUUUAGGUCAUCAAAUAUCUGAUGAAAGCAUUAAAUGUGGCAUGCUCCUUUAUUUGGUUUCUCAAUACUUCGUCGAGGCCCCCGGAUCACACUGUGCCCCGUUGGAACCCGGCUGCUUUCGCACACCGUGGACCAUAACAACAUCUACAACCAACUUUGAUAUCACCAGAUGCGCUGACUCGAAUCCCGGUCCUAGAAUAAUCGAAUAG
Messenger RNA from Dicrocoelium dendriticum, 1713 nucleotides. NCBI's taxonomy places the organism in Eukaryota, Metazoa, Platyhelminthes, Trematoda, Plagiorchiida, Dicrocoeliidae. The record is from the annotation of a GenBank genome assembly.